This is a messenger RNA of Chenopodium quinoa (quinoa), 477 nucleotides long. RefSeq lists its product as uncharacterized. The record is from RefSeq and is a predicted model, not a curated record. NCBI's taxonomy places the organism in Eukaryota, Viridiplantae, Streptophyta, Magnoliopsida, Caryophyllales, Amaranthaceae. Bases 1 to 477 code for a protein of 158 amino acids. The transcript has 3 exons.
AUGAAUGGUUGUGAAAUUGAGUAUGAUCAUGUGUACCACAAUUAUAUCAAAGCUCAAGAAAUCAUUGAAAUUUCGUCUUAUGAUGAUGAGAUGAUUGGUCAAGAUGAUAAUGACACUGCUAUUUCAUCACCAGAUGCUAUAUGCCCUAUUUUGAUAUCGAAGAGAGUAUUGCUCGCAUCUAGCAUUGAACUGAUGUUUUUGUUGCUGGGCAGAGCAAAGCUGGUGAAAGGCCAGGGGCAGAGCAAAGCUGGUGAAAGGUCAGGGCAGAGUAAACCUGGAGAAAGAAGUAGUUCUACAGGAACACCAUCGAUAAGUAAAUCAAUUACUAGUUUGGAAGCCAUGGGCGUACGUGUAUUCGGCCUUGAUGAACCACUUGUUGGUAAUGCCAAAGAAGAGGUAUCAUGGGAUACCAUUGCUGGCUAUGAUCAGCAAAAGAGGUAUUUAAAAUGCGGGGCUUUGACGGUGAAUUAUUUCUGA